This is a messenger RNA of Owenia fusiformis, 1006 nucleotides long. NCBI's taxonomy places the organism in Eukaryota, Metazoa, Annelida, Polychaeta, Sabellida, Oweniidae. The record is from the annotation of a GenBank genome assembly.
UUUUUUUGGACACCCUAGUAGAGGAUAAAGAAGAAACUAAGGAUAGUAAAGACUCUCAAGAGCAAAGUCAAAAUAAUCAACAGGCCCGUUUAUUCGACACAGUUUCCAAUGGCGGGUUGGGUGGUCCAGCCAUAGGUUAUGACCCACGUGGUUCUUCCAGCCCUUCGUACAGCGUAGAGGUGCAACAAGAAUUUGAGACAUUAAAGGACGCUUUACAAAAAAUUAGACUACAAAAUACACACAAACUAUUAGAGUCACGAACAGGCAUAAAACGUGCAGAUCAAGACAUUGUCACUAUAUUAGGUAAAUUAGCCAGAUACACAGAAGUUGCUUUCAAAUGGCUUUACACUCAGGACCCCAGUAAUGGGGCCGGUCCAUUGGAGUUACAACAAUUGUUUACCAUCCUUUCUGCUCAAAUGAACUGUUUCCAAUCAGAAUAUACAGCGUUGGUUGUGAACAAUACAUGCGAUGACGAUACAUCCAAGCUUUACAAAGCGUUACAACGAAAUCCUCAGAUGUUUAAUGAUGAAUCAAGACUGAAUUUACACACAGCUGCUAACAUUGCGUCAAGAAGACGUUUUUUGGCUUACGACUGUUUUCUUAUAUAUUCGUUAUUCAUUGGCUCAUUGAGAUCACGUGAUCAUUCUCAACGAGACAUGGUCAAAGUAAUCACCCCCUCCCCCUCACACACAUAAAACUCUCGUGUCACGUGACCUAUGCCUCGAGACUUGCAGUUUAUAUUCGCUAACUCACAUUUGUAUUCGUAAACUCACAUUUAUAUUCGUAAAGUUUCAUUUUAUUAUUCGUUAAUGUACGAAUAUUUCUUUGCUUUCUGCAAUAAUUCAUGGAAAAUUUUCAAGAUUAUUAUUCGUAAAAAUACAUUUCUGCGAUAAAAUAACAGGCAACUUAUUUGAAAUUUAUUGUAAGCUGUAGUUGGCGAGUAAUAAAUUGUUAGUUUCAAAUAUUUCCAGUCCUUACAAACAUAAAAUGCACCCGGUUUAUAUGG